This is a messenger RNA of Mya arenaria, 1343 nucleotides long. RefSeq names its product restin homolog. The record is from RefSeq and is a predicted model, not a curated record. The coding region runs from base 45 to 1010 and encodes 321 amino acids. NCBI's taxonomy places the organism in Eukaryota, Metazoa, Mollusca, Bivalvia, Myida, Myidae. The transcript has 2 exons.
AUCUAGGUUAGAAAAUAACCUGACAACGAAUCAUUAUCUUUAAAAUGAGGAUUAUAAAUUCAAAAAUCAUAGGGCAGCAGAGGCAUAACAGAUUAAAUCAUUUUCCAUUGAUAACUCAGAAGGAAAACAUGUCUGAUUUUACCAAAAGUAGUGACUCGAGCUACUGUGUUGUGACUGGAACUGGACUUCAGAAAAGAGAAGAACAUGUAAAGGAAAUAUCAGCACUGAAGAACGUUAUAAGCGAGAAAAAAGGUCAGCUGGAAAAGGUGUAUGUAGAAUGGGAACGCAAAUACGACGCCCAGAAGAGCGAGGGAGAAAGACUUAAAAUUCUCUACGCAGAUGCGAUGGUUAAGCAACGAGAAGGUUACGAAACUAAGCUUGUCCUCGACAAAACGAAAGAAGAACUUAAUUUGGCAAAAUCUGAAAUAAACGAACAGAAAAUAGAGCUAUGGCAGAACAGUAACGAGAUAAUGAAACUGCAGUCUCGGAUUGAAAGUCUGGAAAAAGAACUGAGGAAUGUCAACGAGACGUAUCCGGAAGGUCUCCGUGAUGAAAUGAUGUCGUCGGUGACCGAGCACAAAGUGGAAGUUUCAGGUCUUCAAGAGAAAAUUGUUCUGCUUACUGAUCUUUUAAAUAAGAGGAACGUUGAAAUUGAAACAAUGUCUGAAAUGUCAUCAAAAUUGAGCAACUUAAAUGCAAAUGUCGAUGUAGUUAAGGAUGAAGUAGUUGGUAUGAACGUUAAUAUUACAGAGGGACAUAGUGAACUGCAUGCUAAAAUAGAGAAAGGGCAUCACGAAAUGGUCGAAGAGCAGCGGCAACUGAGAAGUACUGUUGCAAAAAUGGCUGAAGCACACCACGAAUCAACGUUUGAAAUGAGGGAAAUGAAGGCCCAGCAGGCUGAAAUAUGGAACAUGAUGAAUAAGAUGUGUGAAACAAUGACUGGACAAAGGCAUGAGCCUCAAGGAUUCAGUGAGCCAAAAAUACGCGGUGCGAAUUCAAAGAAGAAGUAAAAGCAAUACGUUGCAAAAAUCAGCUUAACAGCUAAAACAGAGAAAAAAUAAUACUUUAAAUACAACAAUAACAAAAUGUAGUGUUUUAAUAGUUGCGCACUCUUAUAUAGUAAUGUGUUUAGGCUUGUAUAUCUAUUAUCAAAAUACUGUCAUUUAUAGGUUUCUCUUUUAAGCUAGUAUUUUCCCACGUUAUUCAUUUCAUUUUUUACCUUUAUUUUAAGAACACUUUAACUCUAGCUUCUCCUAUUUAUUUAUUUUUUUGGUAUUUGUUGGUUCAUUGAUAAAUUGAGUACAUAAAAAUUUAGAGGUGCGACUCUGUUGACUAAAAUUAAA